AUAUGUUUUUUAAUAGAAUUUUAUUCCAACGAGAUGGGAAAAUAUUAAACUACACCUUUUGGGUUUCUAUACUUGAUGCCUACUGAAUCCUAACAUAAUUUAGCACCUCUUCACAUGGUCGAGCUCUGUAAAACUGGCGGCGAUACGUUGGAGUUUCACAAGGUAUGCCAAAAGACUGAAAUACUUUUACUCAGUUUCUUGAUUUCCAUAUACAGAGAUUCCGUGAUGCUGUAAAUGUAAAUCCACCGAUUCUAUUGGAUUUUCUCUUGCUUUUAACAAAACUUUUGCCAUUAUUAUAGUGUUGUUUUGGCUAUCCAAUAGACAAAUUGGGAAGACAGAAUACCUCUGCUAGGCAUUUUCCUUCAUUGAGGUCGAUAUCCGGAAAUGAAAUAUAUUUGCAGAAGUCUUGUUAUACUGCUCUUCCAUUUACCUCGAGCAAGCGUGACCGAGUGAAACUGCCCAAUUUAUGUGAACUCAUGAGUCCCGCUAUGGACGUAUUUUAUCGUCAACACUGAGAAGUAGCCUGCGGCUGCUUUACCUGCAACGCUUGUUGUAUCCGGUAGAAAUCCAUCAUUAAAACCUCCCAUUUGUUGAAGCUAAUUAAGGGAGUUGAGCAAACUUGAAGUGCUCCUAUAUGAAUCUCCCGGAGCUCUCCCCAUCAACAUGAAGUGGAAUGAUGGAAAAGCUCAAGUCUUCCAUGAAAGAUCUCCAAGCUACCCACCUCACGAGUGUCAAAGGUCACAUAGCCAAAUUCGUGGAACAAAGCUAUCUCCACGAGGCAGAGGAGGAGGAGGACGUCGCCACUGCCGCCGCCGCCAUUGCAUCUUCAUCUGGAACUGUGAAGCGUUGGGAGAGAUUAUUCUUUUCCCCGCACACCACGAAGUCGAUCAUGGAGGAGGCCAAGUCGAAGAAGGGAGAGCGAUCAGAUCACUUGUUGUACGAGAAGAGCGUCAUGCUGUCCGUGCAUUCCACGGAUCCUUACCGUGAUUUCAGAGCCUCCAUGGAGGAGAUGGUGACCGCGUUGGAGCUGCGAGAGUGGCACAGUCUUCAGGAGCUCCUGCACUGCUACUUGAAGGUGAACCAGCGGAAGAACCACAAAGCCAUUGUGCUAGCUUUCAUGGACUUCCUGCUGCAUCUCAUCGUUCAGAACAAAGAAGCCUUUGCCACAGAGGCUUCUCUCUCGCCACCACCACCACCUGAUCAGUAA
Zingiber officinale is the source of this 1207-nucleotide messenger RNA. Its product is annotated as transcription repressor OFP13-like. NCBI's taxonomy places the organism in Eukaryota, Viridiplantae, Streptophyta, Magnoliopsida, Zingiberales, Zingiberaceae. The transcript has a single exon. The record is from RefSeq and is a predicted model, not a curated record. Gene Ontology annotation, biological process: negative regulation of DNA-templated transcription. The coding region runs from base 674 to 1207 and encodes 177 amino acids.